Ceutorhynchus assimilis (cabbage seed weevil) is the source of this 2543-nucleotide messenger RNA. NCBI's taxonomy places the organism in Eukaryota, Metazoa, Arthropoda, Insecta, Coleoptera, Curculionidae. The record is from the annotation of a GenBank genome assembly.
UUCACACUCAAUUAUUAGUGAACAUUCCAAACAAAAUAGACGCGGUUUUUUUUUUAUUGUUAAAACAUUUAAACUAUUCAUCAUUUGCUAGGUAUCUACGUAAAAAAGCUGAAAAAGUUAAGUGCCCAUAUUAUCAGCAAUAAGUUGUCCUAAUAAAAAUAAAUUUUCUGUUUAUAUGCUGGUGCCGUUUAUAGACGACGUUGACGUAAUUACGUAGGUAUCAGUGAUACUUAAAUAGUGUUUUACAAAAAUGUGGUGAAUAUAGCUUCUUAUCAGAAUAGAGCGAAAUCGAAGUUCCAACAAAUGUGUUGUUAAUAGUAAAAUAGGUUUCAGCUUGCGAUGAAUCUUAGUUUUUGGACCAUAAGGGCUGAGAGCUUUGAUAAUUAGUUUUUGAUCCAUAAAUUGAAAUUAUAAUGGCUUCGAAAUAUACGAUAGAAAGAAAUAUUCAGACCGAAAAGAUGGUGAUGAGCGUUUGGAGACAUCUAUUACCGCAGGUUAUUGCAACAUUGUUGGGCACGCUUAUUGCCUUGUCCGAUGGUAUGACUUACGGUUGGACUUCCCCGAUGAUCCCCUACUUUAAAAGCAACCAGACCCAUAUCCAAGUCACCGACUAUGAUACAGAACUGAUGGAAACCAUUGUCUUUUACGGAGCCACCACUGGACUGCCAUUUACAAUCUUGGGCGUCAACUAUCUGGGAAGAAAAAAAUGUAUGAUUAUAGCUGCCAUAAUUGGAUGCAUUAGCUGGAUUCUAUUAUUGAUAUCCAAUAGCCUAGCUUUAUUAUUUACCGCUAGAUUCCUUUCUGGUUUUGCUGGUGAUAUGUGCUACGUAGCUGCCCCCAUGUAUAUUGCUGAAAUUGCUGAUCAUCGAAUAAGAGGCUUUUUAUCAGCUUUGAUAUAUUUAAUGAUGCUGCUAGGAAUUAUCAUCGUUUAUUCUGUUGGGCCUUUUGCGCCUUACUGGGUUAUACCUAUAAUUGGUAUUGUUAUAACAGCUUUGGAAGUAAUUCUUUUUCCUUUUAUGCCAGAAUCACCAUACUAUUUAAUUUCCAAAAAAAAUGAAAAAGAUGCUAAAAAGGCACUUAGACGAUUACGUGGGGCCAAUACCAACAUAGAUACUGAAAUAAUGGAAAUUGAAAAAGCUAUAGAGAGACAGAAGACUGAAAAAGGACGUCCUCAGGAUCUGAUUCUGAUAAAAAGUAACAGACAUGCUUUAUUUAUAAUGUUAAUAUUAAAUGGUAUGCAGCACAUGGUAGGAAUCAGUGUAAUUCUAAUGAAUCUCCACGUAAUAUUGAAUGAGGCAGGCUCAGUGUAUCUGUCUUCUUCAACAGCAGCCAUUAUUUUUUCUGUAACUAUGUUAUGUUUUGCCACCAUUGCUUCUGGUGUAAUUGAUAAAUUUGGCAGAAGAAUUUUAUUAAUGUCUUCCGCCUCUCUUACUGGAAUAACUUUGCUUAUUAUUGCGAUUUAUUUCCACCUGAAAAAUUUACAAUAUGAUGUUGUAUUUAUAAGUUGGAUACCCGCUGUAUGUGUGAUGAUCUAUGCAGCUACAUUUAAGUUAGGAAUGGGUAUAGUGCCGAUUGUUGUCACAGCAGAAAUAUUUCCCACAUCAAUUAAAGCUGUCGGUAUGACGAUAGCUGAUGUGGUAUACGUAGUUGCAUCAAUAAUCUCUAUUACUACAUAUUCAGUUUUGUAUAAACAUGUCGGAAUGCAAGCUCCGUUUUAUUUGUUUAGUGCCUGUGCCUUUGUAACAGUGUCCUGCGUAUUUUUCUGGGUACCAGAAACAAAAGGUAAAACUUUGGAUGAGAUUCAGAUGAUGCUUGAAGGCAUUAAACCUGAAGACGUGGAAGAGACUAAUAAAAAGGAAAUUAAUAUUAGGUUUUAAUGAAAACUAUUGUGCGGAAAAGACUUAAAAGGAAAGUGAUCAUAGGUUUUAAUUUAUUAAUAGCUAGAAGUAAUGUAUUCUCUGUAGGAAUAUAAUAUUAUAAUCUAUAAUAUAGUAAGGUAGGUUUAGAUUAUCAAUGUUAAAUUAUUAAGAGAAACUUGACUGAUGCAAAUAUUGCUGCUCAUUACUAGAAGUGAAGUUAAUUUGUGAAUAAUUUGCCAAACCUUCUUUAAGUAUAGUGAAAAAAUCUCAUUAAAAUAGUUUUAAGUUUACUUUUACAUAUUUUUUCACAUAUUGUAUGUUUAUAGCAGGUUUAUUGUUAUGGUGGAAAAUGUUCCAUUAAUUUAACUCGACACAGAAAUGUUGUAGGUGAAACACUUUCAAACCUUCAAUAAGAUUUGCAAUGUCAACAUUAUUGUCACAGUGAACUGUGCCACAGCCGUUUAGUUUUGAUAAUAUUUAUUUUUAUAUGAUUAAGGCCAUCAACUGAAACUCAAUAGGUCAAUUGUUUAUUUUCAAUUCUGGUAUUAUAUUUUUUAUUGAAAUAGGUUUCCUGAUCUUUAUGGUACCUAAUAGUACAUAUAAGUAUUGUUUCAUAGCCUUAUCAUUUCUGGAAAGUAUUUAAUUUCUUAUUGAAUAAAAGACUGUUUGUGUUUGGAACUAUAA